Messenger RNA from Mytilus californianus (California mussel), 1395 nucleotides. RefSeq lists its product as uncharacterized. NCBI's taxonomy places the organism in Eukaryota, Metazoa, Mollusca, Bivalvia, Mytilida, Mytilidae. The transcript has a single exon. Bases 306 to 1331 code for a protein of 341 amino acids. The record is from RefSeq and is a predicted model, not a curated record.
GACAUCAAGCUUUAUGAAGCUAACUUAACCCCUAACUCUAAACAAAUGGACUGGCGAUGCUUUUGAUGGACAUUAGCGGAUUAUAACAAAUAUGUCUCUUAAAAGAAAUUUAUGCUUAAUCGGUGUCAUUAAGAGUGUCAAAGGAAUACUAUAAGAGAGAAGUAACUCAGAGCAGACAGAUCACUGAAACGUUUUACACCUUGAUGUGACGGCGCACACCUGCAAUUAACCUGGAUUCACUUUGUGUGCAACUUGGAAAAUCUUCAAGAAUUUUUUUUUAUAGAACGAAGAAAUAAUAGUAUGUGAUGUUAAACGUAGAGGAUAUGACAGGCAUUAUGCAGCCCAUGGGAUUCCCCGACCCUGGGGAAGAAGAGAUCCAUCAUCACGGACAGGACGAUGCUACGUUAAAUCUGCUUAGUUUUGUCGACAUGGCGUCUAGUAACAUUAAAUUAGCAUUAGACAAACCUUCAAAAUCAAAACGUAAAGUCAAUCAUCGUAAAUAUCUCCAGAAACAGCUUAAGCGGUGUUCGGGAAAAGAUGGAGGCGACGGGAAAAACAAUUGCUAUAAUGGACCACCAGCAAAAAUUCAAAGGAAGGAAAAUUCACAAAUUGGACUUCAAAUAAAAUCACUACAGGCUCUGUUUGAUCCAAGAACUUUACAUGAAAAAUGUUGUGCUGACCCGGCGACAAAAGCUUGUAAUGGUUCCUCUAAAGUUCCAUUGCGUAAAAGGAAUUUACCGCCAUCUUUUUUCACAGAACCAACAGCUCUUGAAGUCAAUAAACAAUAUGGAAACUUGAACGGAUUGUUACCAACAAAUGGCACUGACUUUUCUUCUAUCCAGUUACCAACAGACACAUUAGAAUCAAUUUUAGGACCGACUGAUUUGCAAGAAUUGUUAUCUGGUCCGUGGAACGACACGGGUAGGGAUAGUUCGACUACACCCGGUUGUGACAGUAGUGUUGGGAACUGUAGUCCGCGUUCUUUUUCGGAUUCAUCGGAGAGCUUAAGUAGCAUAUCACCAGGUUUGUCGAAUCAAAAUCAAAAUAAUCAAUGGUUACAACAAUUUCCUAUUCAGGACAGUAAUAUGAACGGACAGCUUUUCCUAGGAGAUAAUUUUGACAAUUUUCAAAAUUCGUUUACAAAUGAUACACGAAAUCAGCAAUUUAACGACAAUAUGGCAUUUAGCAAUAAUUGUUUUGAAACGAAUUUGAAUGACAUUCCCCUGCCGACUUUUCCACAAGCAUUUUGUAAUUCAACAAUUCCAGAUUUAAUCCCAGCGUGUUCCUGGACUGAGCCCCAACCUGGACAACCAUGUUAUACGUAUUUGUGACGCUAAAUUAAUGUGCUUUUUGUGAUGCUUUUUUCCGUCCAUUUUUCAAUUGUGGAGACUGUUC